AUGAGCAAGCGUAUCCAUCUCAUCGCACCAUUCCUGCUGGCCGCAGCACUUGUUGCCUCUGCCGCUGAGGAACCGGAGGAUUAUUUUGAGUUCACCUGCCCAAAACCGGACGGUCAGUUCGAAGAUCCGUACCAGUGCGAUAAGUACUACGAGUGCGAUGAUGGCCGCGUGUCGGAGAAGCUGUGCCCGGACGGGCUCGUCUUCAACCCGGCCAGCAAGCUGGUAAACAAGUGCGACCAGAUAUUCAACGUGGAAUGUAACGACCGAAAGGAGCUUCAACCCCCGAAGCCGGUCGGCGUAUGUCCGCGGCAGAACGGUUUCUUCCCACAUCCGGAUCCUUCGAUCUGUAACAUCUUCUACAACUGUGUGAAUGGACGCGAGCUGGAGAUGACGUGUGUGGCUGGGUUACACUUUUACCAACCGACCGGUACCUGUGUGUGGCCCGAUAUGGCUAACCGGCAGGGAUGCGGUAGUAACGCAAACAAGAAACUCAACGACGGGUUCCAGUGUCCGAAGGAUGCCACGAAGAUGGAUAAGAACGGGCAGGUUAUCACACACCCGAACUAUCCCCAUCCGGAUGACUGUCAGCGGUUCUACAUCUGUCUGAACGGUAUCGAACCGCGCCAGGGUACGUGCGACGAAGGCAUGGUCUACAACGAGGAUCUCCAGCGUUGUGACGAUCCGGAGAAUGUACCAGGAUGUGAGGAUUGGUACAAUGCUCCUGAGACGGAUCAGGGAGCGUGAUUGCAGAGUCCCACCGAUGGUAUGCAUCUUUAAUAGCUCUAGG
Anopheles maculipalpis is the source of this 787-nucleotide messenger RNA. Its product is annotated as protein obstructor-E-like. The transcript has 5 exons. Lineage: Eukaryota; Metazoa; Arthropoda; Insecta; Diptera; Culicidae. The record is from RefSeq and is a predicted model, not a curated record. The coding region runs from base 1 to 744 and encodes 247 amino acids. Gene Ontology annotation, cellular component: extracellular region. Gene Ontology annotation, molecular function: chitin binding.